GCGGCAGCUGCUGAAGGUGCGGCUAAAGGAACACGGUGCCGUCGCCGCAGCAGCUAACGACGUUUGUUUUCAAGUCCCUGUUUCUCAACAAAAAUCGACAUUGGAUGGUUUUUUUUCCCAUUUAAACUGCAAUGUAGAAUUAGCUCAUUUGGUUAUCGAGAUUGUGAACGAGGAGUUUUAUUUGGGUCAACAUAUUUGAAAAUCGGCUAAUAGACGGCAGCUAGCGGGCUAGCUCUCCCCAGCACAUUAACCUACAUUUGACUCUCAUAAACCUUUACGAUGGCUGAUGUUGACAAGCUCAACAUAGACAGUAUCAUCCAACGUCUUUUAGAGGUCAGAGGAGCAAAGCCUGGCAAGAAUGUGCAGCUGCAGGAGAAUGAGAUUCGUGGAUUAUGCCUCAAGUCCAGGGAGAUCUUUCUCAGUCAACCAAUUCUUCUGGAGCUAGAGGCCCCUCUCAAGAUUUGUGGUGACAUCCAUGGGCAAUACUACGACCUGCUGAGGCUUUUUGAGUAUGGAGGUUUCCCUCCAGAGAGCAACUAUUUGUUUCUGGGCGACUAUGUGGACAGGGGGAAGCAGUCUCUGGAAACAAUCUGUCUUCUGCUGGCCUACAAAAUCAAGUACCCGGAGAACUUCUUCCUGCUGAGGGGAAACCAUGAGUGUGCAUCAAUCAACAGAAUAUAUGGUUUCUAUGAUGAGUGUAAAAGAAGGUACAACAUCAAGCUCUGGAAGACUUUCACAGAUUGUUUUAACUGCCUCCCCAUUGCUGCCAUUGUUGAUGAAAAGAUCUUUUGCUGUCAUGGAGGACUUUCACCUGACCUUCAGUCCAUGGAGCAGAUCAGACGCAUCAUGCGCCCCACUGACGUGCCUGACCAGGGCCUGUUGUGUGAUUUGCUCUGGUCUGAUCCAGACAAAGAUGUUUUGGGCUGGGGAGAGAAUGACAGGGGUGUAUCUUUUACCUUUGGUUCAGAGGUGGUAGCCAAAUUCCUGCACAAGCACGACCUGGAUCUGAUCUGUCGUGCCCAUCAGGUUGUUGAGGAUGGCUAUGAAUUUUUUGCAAAGAGGCAGCUUGUCACUUUGUUCUCAGCGCCAAACUAUUGUGGGGAGUUUGAUAAUGCUGGUGCCAUGAUGAGCGUUGAUGAGACACUCAUGUGCUCUUUUCAGAUUUUGAAACCAGCUGAGAAAAAGAAGCCCAACGGCAGCCGUCCUGUGACUCCCCCCCGCAAUAUGGUCACCAAACAAGCCAAGAAAUGAGAACAUCAGUGGGAAACUGAUGACCAGAGUCAAAUUUUCUCUGGUCUAAAUCUUCUGCAAUUGAAAGAUUGGUAGUUCUUCAAGCUGCCAAUACUGAAGAUAUCCACUCCUGCUCAAUGAAAGCAAAAUGUUUUAUUGUAUUGUCCACAGGGGUAAAUUGAUAAGUCACCAUGAAAAACCUCAGGUGUUUUGCACUCCAUUUGCAGCUAGUCUUUGCCACAUAUGACUGUUCAAUCAGGAAAAAUGUAACAACACAGCUACUUAUGCACAGGUAUGCCUUGUUUGAAGCUGUACACUUUUUCUUUUUCUUCAAUUUUUUUGUCUCAUCCAUUCGUCAUCUUUCUCUCACUGUCAGUAAUCGUUUAUUAAUGGCUAUAAGAUUGCAAUGUAAGUCAAAGACAACUGUUUACUUCUGUAAACUUUAUUUACACUUCAUUUACUGUCUGUCAUCUUAGAAUUGACAACACUGCAUCACAUUUCUAAAGUCUUGUGCUAAGUUAAAUUAAUAAGGAAGCACUCUUGUAAUGUUUGAAUCUUUCUAAUAAACCUUGGGUGUAAUUUAGGGGGUAAUUGGUAACUUAAUGUUAUUUGCUUCUUAAUCUUUUAUGCCUAUUAUAAAUUAAUAAACCAAAAUAAAAAAAGCUUGUAAACUGAGAGAUAUUGUUGCACAACAGUGAAUGGACAAGUUUCAGACGCAUUAUACAAUUAAAUAAUUUUUCAUGAGAAAAAUAAA
This is a messenger RNA of Cololabis saira (Pacific saury), 1984 nucleotides long. RefSeq names its product protein phosphatase 1, catalytic subunit, gamma isozyme (gene ppp1cc). Gene Ontology annotation, cellular component: nucleus; cytoplasm. Lineage: Eukaryota; Metazoa; Chordata; Actinopteri; Beloniformes; Belonidae. Bases 280 to 1251 code for a protein of 323 amino acids. The record is from RefSeq and is a predicted model, not a curated record. The transcript is spliced from 7 exons. Gene Ontology annotation, molecular function: protein serine/threonine phosphatase activity.